This is a messenger RNA of Pseudophryne corroboree (corroboree frog), 1242 nucleotides long. RefSeq names its product ribosomal RNA processing 1B (gene RRP1B). The transcript has 9 exons. Lineage: Eukaryota; Metazoa; Chordata; Amphibia; Anura; Myobatrachidae. The record is from RefSeq and is a predicted model, not a curated record. Bases 1 to 1125 code for a protein of 374 amino acids.
AUGGUGAGACCCCACCCCCCCUACACACACAUACCUACUGACCAUCCAUCUAAUGGUGAGACCCCACCCCCCCUACACACACCUACUGACCAUCCAUCUAAUGGAGGGGGGACAGAAUCUGGGGGACAUCAAGCACAGGACAACGAAGAUAUCGGACCCGUCCUGCAGUUUGACUAUCAGGCGCUAUCGGACAGACUAUUCGCCCUGGCAAGUAAGAAAAACAUUCCUGUGCGAAACCGCAAGAGUCUGUACUGGCUGGUGAAAAAGUUUACAGAUCUUGCAGAAGGUAUCUUUCCCCAGGACGACCUUCCAGAAGAAGUCUCCACGGAUGAAGAUGACGAUGAAUUCAGCAGCUGGAGGUUUCACAGGCGAAUGAAAAAAGCUCAAGAGAAACUGGCGAUAAAUUCCGGGGGAGAGGUCACAGAGCCGCUUAAGAAGGGUAAACGUCCGCGAGCAGCUCUGGUGUCUGAAUACCCUCCGCAGUUACCGGGGAGUGCAGAUGUUCCUCCAGCCAAGAAGAAAUGCAAGAAGAAGCGUCUGGCUUCUAGGCAGGAGGACACCGCACACCCCACGCUGAACGGCGUAGCCGGGCCACACAACACAGAGGGAGAACCAGAAGUGCCCGCGCGCUGGGCUUCUACCACGCCACAUAAAGAGGACUCUGUAGCCCCGAAGAGCCGGGUGAGAAGACGACGCUGCUGCCUGCUCAGGCUGGGGCUCCGUGUCAUGCCCCUUCACAGUGCGUUACUGAGGAGGCGGAGACUCACCCGCUGCAGGAGGAAGAUGAUCAGUAAUAAAGCGGAGAGUACUCUCACUCCACCAGCAAAAGUAACCUCCAUCGUCCAGGACUUUGUGACUUUCCAGAAAGCGGAGGCCCCUAAACCUGUAUAUGUGAAAACCGCAAAGGGUAGAGGAAGGCAGAUAAACUGCAAGUCCAAGAAAGUCACCUUCAGCCUGAACAAGAACAUGACGACAGAGUUUAAGAGGACAGAUCGCAGCCUCCUGGUCAGUCCUACAGGUUCAUCCCGCGUUCCCUUCAAUCCCAGCCAGCAACCAGAGCACAGUGUUUUGAAAACUCCGUCAACCAGUCCUGUGCCGAGAGCGCGAGCAGCAGAUUUCUUCUGAACCUCCGAGGACUGAUUCGGCCUGGACUAUAGACUAUCACUGCAGAUUUCUGGCUUCUAUAUCCUGUUGCUUACAAUAAACCUUUUUACUGAUGGGGCCAUUGGUGAAGUGGGAGAA